Messenger RNA from Filobasidium floriforme, 2364 nucleotides. Its product is annotated as P-loop containing nucleoside triphosphate hydrolase protein. Bases 1 to 2364 code for a protein of 787 amino acids. NCBI's taxonomy places the organism in Eukaryota, Fungi, Basidiomycota, Tremellomycetes, Filobasidiales, Filobasidiaceae. The record is from RefSeq and is a predicted model, not a curated record. Gene Ontology annotation, cellular component: cytoplasm; myosin complex; actin cytoskeleton. The transcript has 8 exons. Gene Ontology annotation, molecular function: microfilament motor activity; ATP binding; actin filament binding. Gene Ontology annotation, biological process: actin filament organization; vesicle transport along actin filament.
AUGAUCAAUCCCGGUCGACUCGGUCCGGAACAUCAGAAACCAACGGAUACUCAUGUUCUACAUGACCGGCUCAACACCUUGUUCGGAGGCGAUCUCUUUGCGGGACCUCCGCAGGGGGCCGCCGCAGAACACUACGCUGUGAUAGCGACUGGCAUAUCUGGGGCUGGGAAAACUACCGUAAUGAGGGAAAUAUUGAACAUGCUCUCUGACUCUGACUACGCGGAAAAUAAGAACGCGAUCAUUAAAUUGGAGAAGUCUAUGAUCAUCACCGACGCACUCGGCAACGCCAGGACGAAGAAUAACGACGAUUCGAGCAGAAUGAUCAAGUCGAUCCAGACUAGCAACCUCGGCCGCGACCCCCGCUUUGUCGUAUCCGCCAUGAUGCUCGAGUACACAAGGGUCCAUUGCCUUCGCUCGCCUUCGGGUAUCAAAGGAAAAGAGGAGCGAAGCUUCCACAUAUUUUACUAUCUGUUUGCUCACGGCCAUCGCGCACUCGAUUUCGAUCUUAUCCAGGAACUCUAUCCACAAGGAGUGAGGUCAGAUGACGAUGGAGAACAGUAUCAUAAAGUGAAUGAUGCCAUGAAGCUUGUGGCUGGCGAACAAGAUACACUGCCUGCGUUGACCUGGAAUGGACUUGCCGGAGUGGCACUGUUGAUGGCAGCAAAGAAUGGUAGCGACCCAAAAGUCAAGUCGGCAUUUGAGCUUGUUCAAUACUGGGACAUGGAGCUUUCUCUCCCAAAAGGCAAGACGAGGACUGAGCAGGCUGAGCUGGACGAACUAUAUGCCCGGGGCAAGGCUAUCUAUCGACCGAUCUUCGAGUUCUGGACCGGUAAAGCCAGUCGACUUGGGAAAUCUAGAGAGGAAAAAGGACGUGUCAUCACAUUUUUCGAUAUCUGUGGGUUCGAGUCACUGGAAAAAAACAGACUUGCCCAACUCCUCGUCAACGAUUUCUACGAAAAGGUCGAUGACAUUGCUGCUGCCAAGUCUGCUUCCCAGGGUUCUUCGAAACAUCCGGGUGGAAUCUCCUGCGACCAGACGAGCGCGCAUUUCCUCAUCAAUGAAAUAUCCAAAUGUCGCACAUCGCGCGGCCUGGAUGAGGCAUUAUUGAAUGCCAAAGCUCAAGAUAAAAAUCGAAUUUCGAUCAAGGGGCCCCCGGGGAAACUACAACUCUCGAUCAAACACCUGACAGAAGCUGUCGAAGUCCAGUACGAUCACACAACCUUCUUGUCGGAUGACGAAGAUGAACGACAUCGCAAAUUCCUGGACGGCUGUCGAGGUCUCGCCGCCAUGCUCGCGUCUCCUCCCUCCAACGAUAUCAAACGUCAUACCACCACGGCGUCCAUGCUUAAUGAUUGGCGAAACGCCCAAUCAAUCUUGAGCCGAGCCCACGUUCUCGUUAUCAAUUGCAUCAAGGCGUCCAGCACCUUGUCUCCCUGGUUGUUUGACGACAAGCAAGGAUCCGAGGAGACAUCCGAUUACCAGCAGGGAGCUAAAGGAAGAUCAGACGAUAAGCAAGGGGUCAAGGCACAAAUGAUCAAUCUUGCUACCGUUCAGACUAUGAACUUGAUGCGUUCCAUUCAAAUGGACAAAGAGGACACCAAAGCAAACUUCGCCGCCCGUUACGCGUGUCUCCUCCCGGUAUCUCCGCCAAACAUGGGUUUCGUCGGACAAGCCGAACGCGCACACAACACCACAGUCUCAGUGAUUGGUUGGGUAUCCGACAAGGACGACAAAGCUUGGAACCAAAGCUGUCUUCUCCUUGCCAACAAGGUCUAUUGUAGCCAGAUUUUUGCUGAUCGCCUCGAUGAGCUUGUGAAAGCUCAAGAUGAGCAGGAAAGAGAGCCGGAUGCCCCUCCAGCGUACAUUUUCCAUUCGGACGAGGAAAAAGACCAGGAGAUACGGGCUACGGUCAGCGCAGCGCUUGACUGGUAUUGUCCGGAUGAGAGGCCAAGCGAUAGACACGUCUCGGAAAUCUUCGACCUGGUUAUCCACUGGCUGGUUCAACAUUUGGGGGACUGUACUAUGGUCAUUCCGAACGUGUUCCUCCAAAACCUUCUGAGAGACACAAUCAUCUCGGAAGCGCAGUUGAGGUUAAUCGCUGCCGGCGACUCUGACUUGGGUAUCGAGGUUUGGAACCAAUUCUCGGCCCGCCUCAUCGCUCUAGCGAGAGGAGGUUGGAACGAGACCGAUCUAAACGCACCUGCCAGAGAUACCAGUGUCCGCGAACAACAGCAAGCGUGUCUCAGGGCUUGCCUGAGGAACGCAAGCUAUGCUCUUUUGGCGGACCCCUCACAUGGUCCCGACCAAUCCGAUUGGAUGAGGAGCGAACUAUUUUUGUUGGUUGGCCAGCUCAGUCGAGCGUGA